ACUAUCGCCAGAAAUUUUGGUUGACCUACAAUGGUGAAAACAUUUACUAUCGCUUAUCUCACACUUUCCACUCUGCUUUCUUCUGCAACAAAGAUUUCCACAUUCACGGAUACGAACUGUCAGCAUAGCUCUCAAAUACUAGACGGUCCGAACGGAUACCCGGAUGGCGUGUGCUCGAAACUUGUUAGGAACGGUCCAUUCUCAAGCUUCCAAGUUAUUCAAGCGGAUGACGGAUGUUCAGUCACAAUUUAUGGAGCCGAUACAGACGAGCAAUCUUGCUCCUCUGACAGAAAGGAAUUUGCAAAAAAGCUAAAGUGCUACGGCAAUGAAUGGGUUUACUAUUCCAUUGACAUGUGCUUUAACCCCGACUCCAACUCAACGACCUCCAGUGUUAGCAUCUCUUCAAAAGAUACGUCCUCAAACACUGGAGCUAUUGUCGGGGGCACGAUUGGAGGCUUUUUCUUUCUAUGUACUGUCUUAGUACUUGGCUACAUUCUUUGGAAUCGCCAUCGUCGUUUGACAAGACCUCCAGAAAACCGUUCAGAAACCCAACCUCCUGAACUUCCACUCGGAUCCGAGAUACAAGAACUCGAUAGUGAAAACCGACAGAUCGAAUCAAGUGUAGCGCCAGCAGAACUUGGAGUUUCAGAAAUGGAAGCGAGCAAACGCAAACGCAGUCUAGAAACAGAACCGGUAGAACUUCCAAGCGGGGACAAAGGCUUAGUAUCUACUAGAGAAGCCUCUGAGCUUCCGUAG
Molecule: messenger RNA, 756 nt
Organism: Aplosporella prunicola CBS 121167
Lineage: Eukaryota; Fungi; Ascomycota; Dothideomycetes; Botryosphaeriales; Aplosporellaceae
Exons: 2
Coding region: 31-756 (241 amino acids)
Source: RefSeq, a predicted model, not a curated record